UGGCCGGAGGCAGCCCGUGGGCGGUGGCAGGCCCGGCCGCCCUUCCGCCCCUCCUGCCGGCGGCCGCGGCCCGACCCCCGCCCUGCCCUGCGGAUGUGGAGCCGGCGCAAGCUCUCAAAAGAUGGCAGAAAGCUGGUCUGUCGUGGAUACGUUUGAGCCUGACUUCAGGCCUCUGGUAGUAAUUGAGCUUGCAAAAGGCACCAAAGAGGAAACCAUAGAAUGGUUCACUAAACGAAUUGUGGAGAAAAAAGCAAAUGGAGGUGCACAACUGCUGGUUAAACCAUUGGUAACGGAAAAUGGAGAUGAACAUAUUUAUCUGGUUGGAGCUUCCCACUUAAGGCUGUUGCUGGGAGCUGAAACUGUGGGUUUGGUGAAGGAAUGUAAUGAUAACUCAAUGAGAACUUUUACAUACAGCAGUAGAAAAACUUUCAAAGAUUUUGCAGAUGACAAUCACAAUUUCCUUACAAUGGCAGAAUGUCAGUAUAUCAUCAAGCAUGAACUCGAAAAUUUAAGAGCUAAAGAAGAAAAAAUGAUCCCCGGAUAUCCUCAGGCAAAGCUGUAUCCAGGAAAAUCAAUUGUGAGAAGAUUAUUGACCAGUGGUAUUUUGGUUCAGAUUUUCCCACUGCAUGAUAGAGAAGAGUUGAAAAAGCUCCGUCACAGCUGGUAUGGCCGGGUCAAAGUUGGCUAUCAACCUUUAGAUGAGAUACGCUGCUACUUUGGCGAAACCAUUGCUCUCUACUUUGGCUUCUUAGAAUACUUCACAUUUGCUUUGGUUCCAAUGGCUGUCAUUGGGAUUCCUUAUUACGUGUUUGCAUGGGAAGACUAUGACAAAUACGUGAUGUUUGCUACGUUCAACCUGCUCUGGUCCACUGUGAUACUGGAAGUUUGGAAGCGGAUUUGCGCACUCAUGACGUACCGUUGGGGGACGCUGUUGAUGAAACGACAGUUUGAAGAACCAAGACCAGGCUUCCAUGGUGUCCUGGGCAUCAAUCCUGUCACGGGGAGAGAAGAACCAGUGUACUCAAGUAUUAAGAGACAGAUCCGGAUUUAUCUGGUGUCCUUACCAUUUGUGUGCCUUUGCCUCUACUUCUCACUGUACGUGAUGAUGAUUUACUUUGAUUUGGAACAGUGGGCUUUGGACUAUCACGAAGCGAAUGAGUCCAACUUCAGCAGCUUGAUGCUGUUUGUGCCCAGUAUCAUAUAUGCUGUUGUGAUUGAAAUCAUGAACCGCAUCUAUCGGUAUGCUGCUGAAUUCUUAACGUCAUGGGAAAAUCACAGACUGGAAUCUUCAUAUCAGAAUCAUUUAAUUCUGAAGGUUUUGGUGUUCAACUUCUUAAAUUGUUUUGCAUCUCUCUUCUACAUUGCCUUUGUGCUAUUUGAUAUGAAGCUUUUGAGGCAGAGCUUGGCCACUUUGCUGAUAACUUCGCAGAUCCUAAAUCAGUUUGCCGAAUCUUUGCUUCCUUACUGGCUCCAAAAGAGACACAAGAAGAGGAUGAAGAAACGCAUGUGUUCUCUGAAAACAGAUACGGACCUGUCAUUGGUGGAACAAGUCAACCUGGAGAAAGAAAUGGGCACCUAUGUUGGUACUUUUGAUGAUUACCUGGAGUUGUUCUUACAGUUUGGUUAUGUGAGUCUUUUCUCCUGUGUUUAUCCACUGGCAGCUGUCUUUGCAGUGUUAAACAACAUCACAGAGAUAUAUUCUGAUGCCUUAAAGAUGUGUAGAGUUUACAAGCGGCCAUUCGCAGAACCCACAGCAAAUAUUGGUGUUUGGCAGCUGGCUUUUGAAACUAUGAGUGUCAUAUCGGUGGUCACUAAUUGCAUACUGAUUGGAAUGUCUCCACAAGUGAAUGGCCUUUUUGCAGACUCGAAAACGGACCUUAUUCUGACUGUGGCUUUGGUGGAGCACUUGCUACUAGCGAUAAAGUUUAUCUUGGCAUUUGUAAUUCCGGAUAAGCCGAGAGAGAUCCAGAUAAAGCUGGCCAAAUUGGAGUUUGAAUCUCUAGAGGCUCUCAAACAACAGCAAAUGAAGCUGGCGGCCGAGUCGCUGAAGGAGUGACCGGGGAGGCAGGAGGGUGAUGAUGGUGGCGACCACGUGUGACCACGGGCACUUCUGGAGCCUUUCUUCAUGGUGAUGGGCAGCGCUCACAGCGUGCACUCUGCCAGCCAUUCAGUAGGUGCCACCUGCUUAUAUGACACUUGGUAAAUAUUCUCUGCCUGACACUACAAAAAAAAAAAAAGAAAAAAAGGUAUUUUUUUUUUCAUAAAGCACUCCAGCGUAUGCUGGGUCUGGCUGGAAUCUGCCAGGCUCACCCUGCUCUAAGUGAUUGAAAACAGAUCCUGUGAGCAAGCAUCCAGAAGCUGACUAGAGUUUGCAACUGCAACUUUGUAAAAGAGAAAAAAAAAAAAAAGAAAAGAAGAAGAUAGAGUAUUAUUUAAUUCGCAGCGUAUGGUCCCUUUGGGGCUAUUGCCCCUUUUGUUUCUUUAUUACAAAUCAUGUAUUUUUUUCCAAGACUGCUUAUUAGCUACUGUUUGCACAUAGCAAAUUAGAUUAAAUAUUUUAUACAUUGCAUAAUGAAAUACGUGAUUGUUCCCUAUAUGAUCUGAGAAAUAUUUGAACAUUAUUAUUAUAAAGUAUGCAUUAUAUACUCCUGCGUGCUAGUUAUCUAAAUAAGCCCCAGCUAAAAUCUUUUGAAAAGCUAGGUAAAAAACACUCAGUAGGAAACAGAUUGCUGAUCGGUAAUUUAUGAAGUAUAUUUAUUUUUUAAUUUACAUUACAUUUUGGUAUCACUUCCCUGGCCCUUGAGCUGCAGCAUUGUAUGAAUGGGUCUUUUGAUUAAUGGAUCAAUUAAACUUGAUAUGCUAGUACUCGUG
Molecule: messenger RNA, 2871 nt
Organism: Calidris pugnax (ruff)
Lineage: Eukaryota; Metazoa; Chordata; Aves; Charadriiformes; Scolopacidae
Gene: ANO10
Product: anoctamin 10
Exons: 13
Coding region: 122-2056 (644 amino acids)
Biological process (GO): chloride transmembrane transport
Cellular component (GO): plasma membrane
Molecular function (GO): chloride channel activity
Source: RefSeq, a predicted model, not a curated record